UAUGAUUACUAUCCACUGCUGAACACAAACAUGGAUACAUUACCACUAUACAUUUUAAUAAUUACAGGCUCUGUGACAACAUCUGCUGAGAUAGCUGUACAGGGGAUAGAAGGGGAAACACUUCUAAUUAAUUGGACAUAUCCCAGGGGUUAUGAGUCAUAUGCCAAAUACUUCGUCAGUGGAGAAUAUUCAACAGCCACACUGGACAAAUUAGUUGAAAGUCAUGAAGGCAAAGCUGAUCAAAAGGUAACAAAAGGCAAAUACUCACUUUAUGACUACAAAUCAGCAGCUCUUCUGACUGUUGCUAUAACUAAACUGUCACUGGAUGACACUGGGACCUACCAUUUUGGAAUAAAAGAAUUUGGCCGUGAUACGCAUAUGAAUGUUCGUGUAUCUGUCAUUAAAGCUCCAACAACUGUUGCCCCCCUAAGCACAUUAACGACUUAUACAGACACUGAAGGACAGUUACACACAACAUCACCUAUAGACGGAAGACCAGAAACUGCGUUAAUAACUUUAACUACUAGAGAUGCAAAUAACGCAACAAGCACAGAUGAAGGACCAGAAACUGAGUUAACAGCUUCAACUACUAGACAUGCAAAUAAAGCAGCAAGCUCAGAUGAAGGACCAGAAACUGAGUUAACAGCUUCAACUACUAGACAUGCAAAUAAAGCAGCAAGCUCAGAUGUCCUUAGCACUUCAAUGAACAUGUCCCAAUCCUCACAAACACCAAAUGACAUGAUACCAAGCGAAAUCAGAAAAGCAGAAAAUCCUGUUAUUAAGAUUGCAGUAUCUACCAUUGCUCUGGUACUUGUCCUUUUGUUAAUUAUUGGUAUGUACUAUGCAAAAAUGAAGAAUAAAAAGGCAGUAAGCAGCACAGGUGUUAUGGGUAAGAGCUCCUUCUUGAUUGAUGAAUAA
Protopterus annectens (West African lungfish) is the source of this 918-nucleotide messenger RNA. Its product is annotated as CMRF35-like molecule 9. NCBI's taxonomy places the organism in Eukaryota, Metazoa, Chordata, Ceratodontiformes, Protopteridae. The record is from RefSeq and is a predicted model, not a curated record. The transcript is spliced from 9 exons. The coding region runs from base 31 to 918 and encodes 295 amino acids.